This is a messenger RNA of Raphanus sativus (radish), 1059 nucleotides long. Its product is annotated as putative F-box protein At1g70380. Lineage: Eukaryota; Viridiplantae; Streptophyta; Magnoliopsida; Brassicales; Brassicaceae. The transcript has a single exon. The record is from RefSeq and is a predicted model, not a curated record. Bases 1 to 1059 code for a protein of 352 amino acids.
AUGGAGAAAGUUUGUGAUUAUUUUCCUAGUGAUUUGAUCACGGAAAUUGUCCAGAGGAUUUCACUUGAGACGGCUCCAAGGAUGUGCAGCCUCUCCAAAGAAUGGGCUAAAUCUUUGUGGUCUAAAUCCUUGGCGAAUCCGCGGAUUCUAUUCAUGUCACCAGACUCUCGGAACAAAACCAGUCACUUGUGGUUUCACUCGGUUCUUCAAAACAAGCCACCCGAGCUGUGGAACAAAAACCAGGUCAUGAUUCCAAGGUUGGCUUGUCCCUUUCAAUACAUCUCCUCUCAGACGGUUCGUGGUUCCAUUUGCUGUUACAACAAAACAGGGAAAUCCGCGAUAUUGAACCCUACUAGGGGAGUGUAUAAGGUGUUACCCAAGGUUAUCGAAUUAGGGCCGGCAGAUGAAACUCAUUACUCACUAGGAUUUGAUCUGGAAAGUCAUGUGUUCAAGGUCCUAUGCUUGAUUUCACGAGAAAGAGAAAGUAAAACGGAGCUUCGAAUACUCAACCUCCUUGAUGAAAACAUGCAUUGGAGAAGAGUUAACCAUACUGCACUUUUUACUACACACCCCAGCGGAAUCUGCAUAGAUGGUAAAAUGUACUUCGGAAGCCAUAUUCAUUCCAUAGUAUCAUGCUUCGACCUUAAGAAAGAAGAGCUCUUGACUAUUAAGUUACCGAUAUGGGUCAAGAGUUAUGAUAAUUUGGUGAAAGUUAAUGGAAAAUUAGCACUUACCGUCAAAGGUUCUCGACCAGGCGCUCGUAGAAUUUGGACUCUUGAGGCAGCAGGAACCUGGUCGAAACUACAAUACGAGAUUCCGCCAUUCGCUCAAAACUCUCUCAAGUGCACGUAUGAAUGUGUUGGUACCAUUGGUACCGAUAAGUUUGUAUUUACACCUUCUAGUCUCUUGCAAGAGCCUCUACAUGUCAUGUACUAUGAACCUAAAACUUCGGCUCCACUAAAGAUAAGUAUCAAUUGUGCAGUCAAUCCUCCUUCUAGGCAUGUUAGGGCCAUCCUGGAUUUUGUAGAGGUCCCAAACUUCAGCUCCACUAAAGAUUAA